Molecule: messenger RNA, 1613 nt
Organism: Thunnus maccoyii (southern bluefin tuna)
Lineage: Eukaryota; Metazoa; Chordata; Actinopteri; Scombriformes; Scombridae
Product: overexpressed in colon carcinoma 1 protein homolog
Exons: 6
Coding region: 1-189 (62 amino acids)
Source: RefSeq, a predicted model, not a curated record
AUGGGUUGUGGCAAUUCCUCAGCCACCAGCACCUCAGGAGGGGGGCCAGCAGAAGCCUCCAAAGAUGUGACAGAAGAUCCCUCGGCAGAAGAUGAGAAAAGAAGGAACUAUGGUGGCGUAUAUGUAGGUCUACCAGCAGACCUGACCACUGUGGCUGAGAGUCAGUCCAAGUCCACACAUAAAGACUAGCAGCUAUUGAAGGGAACACAACACAGGAUCCUGCAUAUUCAGACACUCACAUUAUAAGCAGAAAGCAUGUGCUCACCAUACACCGAAUAAUCUCUCAGGCUUUCAUUGAACGAGGAUGUGGACAGCUUGCUGAGGCUCUGAGGACGCAGCCUCAUGGAGUCAUGGGUGGCACAGUGACGCAGGGACACACCGUCGAGGUCUGCUUACGGCAUCCAUAAUCAUAAUAAUAACCCUUCACUUUGCAAAAAAAAAGAAAGAGAAAUGGGCAUCGAAGCAGACAAGCACCCACCUUGGGACUGGCAGCCAUGGGCGGCGGCGGCGGCGGCGGCGGGCAAUGUGACAGCCAUCUUGGCCUCUUGGUCGCGGCACUGAAACGUUCUCUUUCUCAGGAGGAGACAGGGGACCAGCCAACUAAAUAACUGCCUGGGACUCACACACAUUCCCAAUAGCCCUCUGCAAUAAUAACCACUGUUCAGUUGUUUCUCUAAUAUGACAUCAAUGAUUCACUGUGCGGCGGAGAGAGCGAGUCAGAGAGAAAUCAAAGCUCCCCUAUAGCAAACACAUUCCUGUUAAUACAUCAAAGUACAUCUCGGUGUUAUUGAAAAUAGCGUUGAUUUCAAUCAGGGACCUGCUGCUGCUACAUAACUCUCUGAAAAUGACACUGAUUUUAAUGAUCGGUCUAAUGGUGAUAGAGACCACGAGUUGUUGUAAUCCCGCAGUCUCCUGGGUGCAUCAGCCAGGUCGUACCUGGUGUUGUCACUUAACUUCUGCCCCAGACUGAUUAUGUAACAUCAUAUGACUCAUGAUACAGAAAUCUCUCUCUGUCUCUCUCUCUCUCUCUGUCUGUCUGACUCUCUCUCUCUCUCUCUUACUCGUGCUGUCUCUGCAGCAUGUUAUUUUUCCCCUGAAGAUCCCCUGACUUUAGUGCUGCUGGGUUAUUCACAUAGCUCAUACAGUCUCUAUCAAGGUUUCCAAAAUGCAGAACUGUCAACACAGUCUGUUCAAUCGGGUUCAUAUCUUACAACAUAAUUGUGAUUGAGCGUGUAAUAGUAAAAAACAAACAAACAAACAAAAACAUGUCAUUAAAUUACAUUCAGUUGCAAAAUAAUCAUGAGCAAAGAAAACACACUAAGAGAGACAGAAGUGGUCAGUUGUCUUUCCUCUCACUUGUUUUUCUUUCCGUUUAAUGACCCCUGCACUGAUUUUAUAACAAUCUAUUUUAUACUUUAUGUAUCACUCUUAAUUGUUCUACUGUAUGUAAUCCUCAAAGGAAAAGGCUGUUAUUCUGUAUUUUUUCUUAUUGUCAACCAAUCCCAUGAAAAUACCGAAACAAACCAGCUUUCAGGGAAAUGUUUUGGUUGUUAUCACAUGACCCAUCAUAUGAUUGUAUACUCAUUUUGGUAACACUUUAUUUUUAAGUCCCC